GGCGACCACCCAACAAUCUUUAAUUAAUUUCAAUUUUUCAAAACUUAUAAAAUGUCAGAAGGAUGGUCACUAACAGAAUCAGAUCCAGCAAUCUUUACUGCUUUGUUAAGUGAAUUAGGUGUUAAAGGUUUGCAAGUUGAAGAACUUUGGAGUUUAGAUAAAGAAUCUUUAGAUAAAUUAGAACCGGUGUAUGCGCUUAUUUUUCUAUUCAAGUAUUUAGAAUCACAUAGUAAAGAUCCUUCCAAACAAGCCGGAAAACAAGAAGUUCCACCUGAAGGUACUUGGUUCGCUCAACAGGUAAUCACCAAUGCAUGCGCUACCUUGGCCAUCUUAAAUGCAGUGAUGAAUGUACCAACAACAGAUGUGAAUCCUAAUAUUCCAAAAGGAGUGUUUUGUCCACCGGUAGAGUUGGGCCAAGAACUGGGUCAAUUGAAAUCCUUCUCUGCUGAACUCGAUCCUCAGACAAGGGGCGAGGUUUUGACAAAUUCUGAAAAACUGAGGACAGUUCAUAACUCGUUCUCGCGUCCAAAUCCAUUUCAUUCUGAUGAGCCACAAUCUUUAACGUCAGAAGAUGCCUAUCAUUUCAUCACUUAUAUUCCUGUUCAAGGGAAAUUGUAUGAACUCGAUGGACUCAAAGCUUUACCCGUUUCACAUGGUGAUAUACCGGUGGG
Molecule: messenger RNA, 671 nt
Organism: Melampsora larici-populina 98AG31
Lineage: Eukaryota; Fungi; Basidiomycota; Pucciniomycetes; Pucciniales; Melampsoraceae
Exons: 8
Biological process (GO): ubiquitin-dependent protein catabolic process; protein deubiquitination
Cellular component (GO): cytoplasm
Molecular function (GO): cysteine-type deubiquitinase activity
Source: RefSeq, a predicted model, not a curated record